UACAUUUCGCAUGCGCCUAAAUGGAGGCAUGCACGCAUAUGACCUCCACUUUAUCAUCUUAUGCAACAUCUUUUACGAUUACUGGUUGUCUGAGUAUGGUAAUCCUGGUAUCCUGUUAUCUGCUGCCAUUCAACAAACCUUCGAAGUGCUCUUUCCACCUGCCUGCCACCUUUGCUUUGUCUGCCAGCAAAUUUCCUUCCCGCGUCAUUGCACGUGGCGGGUACUGGUCUGCCGUAAUUCCAGGGCUGUUACACAUGGCGCGGAUUUUGCGUUUUUCGCGGUGUUUGCGUUUCGCGCGGAUUUCGCGCGUUUUUUGUCAAUUUCGGCGCGGAUUUUGCGGAAAUAGUUUUCAAAUGCACUUACAUUCAAUAUUUAGACAUCAGGCUCAACACAAUCAAAAAAAAAAAUGAACAUUUUCAAAUUAGAGUUAUGGGGCUGAGCUUUCUUGGUGAUACUGAAAGCUGUUUUUAUGGAAUUUGUAAAACCGGAACUAUUGGAGAAACAUUUGGUUGAAUUUUGUAGUCAAUUUCAAUAGAAUCUCGUAAAGAAAAUCAUUGGAUUUGUUAACUGUAUGUGUCGUGAGAAAUCAAUCUGAUUUCUGACACAGCAUGUCGUGAAAAUUCAGAUAUUCCUGAAAAAAUGUACAGACUACAGGUAAGAAGUCCUGAAGAUUUUUUUGAUUGCUAUCUUAGAAAAUUCCAUGGAAAAAGCUUUGGAAAAAUUCUAGCGAUUUUUUUUUAAACAUGCAGGACUUUUUUCAUUCAUUAUUGAUAAGUUGAACGGAAUUCACGAAAUUCCCGAAUCAGUUUUUUGUGGAAUUUAUGUCGAAUCGAUUGAUUUUUUGCUAAAAUUUUAAUAGAAUUAUUCUAAAAAAACGUAAACUUCUGUUGUAAAAUUUCUCUUUGAUUUCUAGUUGGAGCACUCGUUGUGAGAGGAGUUGCGGUUGUUAAUAAGUUAUCAAAGGGUUUUUUUUGGUAGAAUUUUUGGAGGAUGUUUUUGCAGAAUACUUGAAGAAAUCGUUAAAGCUUUCAGAAUUCUAAGACUGAAGACAUUCUACACUGAGGCAAAAAUUUCUUAAGAAAUUCAUUACAGCGGUCUUAUGAAAAAUCUCAUAAGAAGGGUCUUGUCAAAAUCAUCAUAUAUCUUAUGAAACGUUGAUCCCGAAAAACCAAACUUAUUAUUGCACUCCAACCAUUCCAACUUUCGAAGCGUCGAUGGGCGCGUGAGUAAAGCACGCGUUCUCCGAUCUCGACGUCCCUGGUUCGAUCCAGGUUGCGAUUUUGUUUUAUAUUUGUUGAGGUAUCAAUUUCCUACCCCUACGUUGGAGCUGCUCUUAACGUGUGCGCCGGCUCUGUCAACAUCAUACCGCCAACGCGCGUUCUUGUUUGGACACGUCAUUCCUAAAGCAGUGAUCGAGCAGUAAAGACAUGUUUACUUUUGCUUUUCUGAAUAAAGUUAUUUGUUAGUUUUCGUUCGUAAACUACUUGUGUAUUAAUAAUUCCGGUUGAUUGUCCCGUUUUCUCAUAAGGUUAUGGUCCCGGUGAAUCGCGAAUAGUAAAAAUUCGAGAAAAUGGAGAAGGACGAUUUCGUGCGCGUUCCGUUGUUCGAUGGUUCUAACUAUCCGGCGUGGAAGUACCGGAUGCUGGUUGUGCUGGAAGAGCACGAGUUAACCGAGUGCAUCAGUCGGGAAAUCGCGGAAGUGGAGGAACUGAAAAUCGAAGUGAGUGAUACUGCUGAUGUCCGGGCGGAUAAGAAGAAGCAGUGUGAAGUGCGGAAGAAGAAAGAUCGUCGAUGCAAAUCUCUGUUGAUUUCUCGGAUUCACGACAAUCAGCUGGAAUACGUCCAGGAUCAGCCGACGCCGAAAGCUAUUUGGUCGGCGUUGCAGAGGGUGUUCGAACGGAAGAGCAUAGCUAGCCGUUUGCACCUGAAGAGAAAAAUGCUGACACUCCGUCACGAGAGGGGAAGUUUGCAGGAGCAUUUCCUCGUGUUUGAUAAAAUCGUGCGGGAGUACAAAAGCACCGGAGCUCAGAUUGACGAUCUGGAUGUUGUUUGCCAUCUUCUGUUGACGUUGGGGCCGGCUUUCGCAACUGUCGUGACGGCGUUGGAAACAAUGCCGGAGGAGAAUUUGACGAUCGAAUUCGUUAAAUGCCGUCUGCUUGAUGAGGAGAUCAAGCAGAAAAGUGGGGGCGUGGAAGCGAGUCUGCCGGCUGCCGGUGAUUCGGCGGCGUUUUCCGGAGCGAGUAAGAAGAAACCCGGACAGCAUCAGAAGAAACAGUUCAAGUGUUUUGGUUGCCACAAAGAGGGACAUAAAUUGUCCGAGUGCCCGGAGAAGAAAAAUAAGGGGUCGAAGAAAAGUAGUGCUCAUUUGGGGGAAGAAAAUGGUGUGUGUUUUGCUGGUGCAAGGAAGCUCUCGAGCCGUGAGGUUGGGUGGAUCGUUGGUUCGGGUUCGUCGGAGCACUUGACAAACGACAAGAGUUUGUUCAAGCAGCUUACGCCGAUGAAGUGCCCGAUGCAGAUCGCAGUAGCCAAGGAAGGAGAAUGCAUCGUCGCAAAGCAACAUGGUGAGAUAAAACUUUACUCCCAAGUGAACGGUAAGUCGAUUCCGAUUACAUUGAAAAACGUUCUGUACAUUCCCGAAGCGAGAGUAAAUCUUCUAUCAGUGAGAAAGAUGGAGAUGGCCGGAUUGAAAGUGAUGUUCGCGGACGGUAAAGUGUCGAUUGAACGAGAAUCCGGUGCAGUCGCGGUGGGUAAUCGGCGUGGUAAAUUAUAUGAACUGGACUUGUACCGCGAAAGUGUGCCUGAAGAAUCGUCGCAUUACUCUUGUGGGCGGAUACCGAAAGGGCUUGAGAUUUGGCAUCGUCGGUACGGCCAUUUGAGUGGAAAGAACUUGAAACUCUUAAUGCGUAAUGAGAUGGUGAUCGGUAUGAAAGCGAAGAUCGAUGGGAAAUUCGCGGACGAAAUCGUGUGUGAGCCUUGCAUUGUCGGUAAGCAAUCACGGAAACCAUUUUCGGUCGGUGAAGAGCGUCGAUCGACGCGAGUGCUAGAGCUCAUACAUUCGGACGUUUGCGGCCCGGUGACACCAGUGGGCGUCGAUGGUGAAAAGUAUUUUGUGACUUUUAUUGACGACUGGAGUCGUUUCACCGUCGUGUGCUUGAUCAGUUCGAAAGAUCAAGUAGUGGACGUUUUUCGCGAGUAUGAAGCCAUAGUGUCCGCGAAGUUCGGAAGAAGUAUUUCGCGUUUUCGUUGCGACAACGGUACGGAGUACAAGAAUCGUGCUUUCCUGCAAUUUUGCAAAGAGAAAGGUGUGCAAAUCGAGUGGACGGUUCCGUAUACGCCGGAGCAAAACGGUACCAGCGAGCGCAUGAACAGAACGCUUGUAGAGAAGACGCGGUCAAUGCUGCAAGAUUCUGGGGUGAGUAGCGAGCUGUGGGGUACCGCGGUUCAGACGGCGGCGUUCUUGGCGAACCGCAGUCCAGCCAGUGCAAUCGGCGAGAAGAAAACACCCUUCGAAAUGUGGGAAGGAAAGAAGCCAAACGUUGAAAAACUUCGCGUUUUCGGAUCGAAAGUUUUUGUGCACAUUCCGAAGGAGCUUCGGAAGAAACUCGAUGGGAAAUCGUGGAAAGGAGUUUUCGUCGGCUACUCGAAUAACGGAUAUCGAGUAUGGGAUCCAAGGCGGAAGCAGAUCGUGGUGGCACGAGACGUGAUUUUUGUCGAGGAAAGUGGUGCAAGGCAAGAGGAUCCGGAAAGCAGUGUAGGUGACAGUGGCAUCGUGCGAGUUCCUGUAUGUUCCGAAGAAUCGGAUGCUAGCGAGGAUGAAAGAGAAGCAGCAGCAGAUCCGGCGAGUGAACAUGAAGAUGAAGAAGAACAAAGUGAUUUGGAACAAGAUGAAGAAAAUAACGAUGCAGAGUACGAAAGUUGUGGUGAUGAUACGCUUCGUGAAGAAUCAUCGCAAGAAGUGAGUGAAGAAGCGGGAAGCGACCAACGGCCGCGGCGAAAUCGCCACGCACCUUCUUGGCACAGUGAUUAUGAUAUGAACAUUACCGGAUACGCAUUGAACGCUACAAGCUACGUGGAGAAUUUGCCUAGUACGUUGCGUGAGAUGCGAGAGCGAGCGGAUUGGCUGAAAUGGAAGGCAGCUGUUCGUGAAGAGAUCGAUGCACUGGAGCGGAAUAAUACGUGGACACUGGUGAAACUUCCAGAAGGGCGUACCCCGAUAUCCUGUAAGUGGGUGUUCCGGGUGAAGAGAAGUGAAAACGGCGAAGAAGAUCGGUACAAGGCAAGACUUGUAGCACGGGGGUUUACGCAGCGACACGGAUUCGAUUAUUCCGAAACGUAUUCUCCGGUGGCAAAGCUGGACACGCUUCGUGCAGUUUUGGCCAUCGCAAAUAAAGAAAAGAUGACGGUCCACCAGAUGGACGUGAAAUCUGCCUUUCUGAACGGGUCGAUAUCGGAAGAAAUCUACAUGACCCAACCGGAAGGACAUGAGAAAGGUAAGAACCUAGUGUGUAAACUGAAUAAGUCGCUCUAUGGACUAAAGCAAGCGUCAAGAGCAUGGAAUGAACGUUUCCAUAGCUUUGUGGAAAGACUUGGAUUCCGUCGAAGCACAAGUGAUCAGUGUUUGUAUGUUAAGGGCACGGGACAGAAUCAAGUGUUCCUUGUUCUAUAUGUGGAUGAUGUUUUGCUCAUUGGACGACAUUUGAAACUUGUUGAAGUUGUGAAGAAGUGCCUUUCAACGGAGUUCGAAAUGACUGAUGUGGGGGAAGUGAACUGUUUUCUUGGCAUGAAAAUCGAACGAAAUGGUGAGAAAAGGGAGCUGAGAAUUUCUCAGCGAAGUUUCCUUGAAGGACUUUUGAAACGGUUCAACAUGAGUGAUUGCAAGCCUAUAUCAACACCGAUGGAGUGCAGGUUGCGGCUGAAGAAAGGAGAAGAAUCGAUGCGGACGGACAAACCGUAUCGAGAAUUGGUUGGAUGUUUAAUGUACGUCACAUUGACAUCACGACCAGACCUGUGUGCGGCUGUAAAUUAUUUCAGUCAAUUUCAAAGUUGCCCUACGGAAGAACAUUGGGUGCAUUUGAAGCGCAUUCUGCGAUACGUACGCGGUACUAUAGAUCUCGGGCUGGUAUUUCGAGGAGACGAUAAAUCGCCGGCAAUGGAAGCAUACUCAGACGCAGACUGGGCCAACGACCUUGUAGAUCGACGAUCGUUGACAGGAUCUGUUUUUCGCGUGCACGGAUGCACGGUCAGUUGGUUAACAAGGAAACAACCAACGGUCUCUCUAUCGUCUACCGAGGCAGAGCUUAUUGCUUUGUGUGUCACCGUCUGCCACGGUAUCUGGAUGGCUCGUUUGUUGAAGGAACUAGGAGUGAAGUUUGAAGAACCAAUCAUCUACUACGAAGACAAUCAGUCAACCAUUCGAGUCGUGGAGGAUGAACGAGAUGUCGGAAGAUUGAAGCAUAUUGACGUAAAAUUCCGAUUUGUGCGGGAACUGAUUCAGCGAGGGCAGGUAGCAGUACAAUAUGUUCCAAGCGCAAAUCAGCUUGCAGACGUUAUGACAAAAGGAUUACCGAGUAAGGCGUUUCUGCAGCAUCGUACCAAUUUGGGUUUGAACCUCAAACCCGCUGCCCCAUCUCCCUCCACGGUACUGCAGUCCUCCUCGGUUAGCUCCUCGUCCGUGUUUGGCUCGUCGUCGGUCCUGUCGCCAUCGCCAAUCGCGGGACGAGGGGCUUCGGCUUCACCAGUUGCCGCCGGUCGAGGUAUCGGAGCAUCCCCGCUACCAAUCCUACUAGGUGCUCCCAGCACCACCACCAACACCAGCAGAGUAUUAACGGCUUCACCGACAACAGCGCUUGGGUCGACGGCGCUCUCCGUUACGCCCACCAAUGUGGCCGCCACCUCAAAGACUCCCACCAUUUCGGCGGUGGACUUCGUGGAAGAUCCGUUCAAGGAUUACCGCUACGAGGAUCCCUUCAACAUCGAGGACCCGUUUGCCGAUGAUGACGCGACAACCAGCUCUGAAGAUCCAUUCUCCUCCGAUUCGAAUACCCUGAACAACAACGGCAGUCUUAGUCGGGACCCCAAGCAGUCAGCCAGCAAAACGACCACCAACCAGUUGGACGACCUUUUUGGGGAUGCCCAGAACAACAACUUCGGAGCAUUUGGAACGGGUUUUACGUCGUCGUUGUCCUCUGGCACCAAGAAGUCAUCUGCCGCCGAUCCGUUCGAUGCAUUUAACGAUAAUUUUAGCAAAAAUUCCGCCACCGACGACAAGGUGGACACCAAGCAGGACCUUCUGUUCCGGGCAUUUGGAUCGACCGAGGCUAAAAGUGCUACCACGGACGAUGAUGCAUUUUUCGGGGCCGCGGCCAAGGCCAGUCCGUUCGAGGAUGACGAAUUCUCCCGGAUGGACGACGGAUUCGGCAAGCUGGACAUUUCCAAUAACAACAACAGCAAGUUUGGAUCGGCGACGACAACGACGACUUCGUCGAACGAUUUCGCUAACUUCGAUGUGUUUAGCAACAUUAGCCAGAACUUCAAGAGUCAUGGCCUGGCGACGACGGAUAGCUGGAAACGUGGGGCCACCAAGAAGACGGUGGCGACCAGUGGGUUUGGAGAUGAUUUUCCACUGUCCAAAAAGGGCGUCAAUUUGCCGACCAAGUUCUCCGAAGACUACUCGCGGGACGACGAUUUCGGAGCGGAUCUGGAAGCGGUGCUGGAGCGGUCGAAACUCGAGAAAUAA
Messenger RNA from Aedes albopictus (Asian tiger mosquito), 6736 nucleotides. RefSeq names its product copia protein. Gene Ontology annotation, molecular function: zinc ion binding; nucleic acid binding. The record is from RefSeq and is a predicted model, not a curated record. Lineage: Eukaryota; Metazoa; Arthropoda; Insecta; Diptera; Culicidae. Gene Ontology annotation, biological process: DNA integration. The coding region runs from base 1571 to 6736 and encodes 1721 amino acids. The transcript has 3 exons.